GAGACCCUCCGCGCAAAUUACGCAUACUAUGCUUUCCACACUUUCCCACAGAUAUCAGCCUCCUUGAUUACCAUAUUGUCAGAAGCCACGAAGCUCCUCGUUGCAGCAGCUUUCCUCAUACUUUGGACAAAGACGAGUAUAUCAGCUAGACUCGAAACGCUGAAGACAAGCGAUUCAAGUUCCACCAUGGAAGCCCUGCUCCAGUACGCUGUCCCUGCAGCAUUAUACCUUAUUAACAACCUCAUUUACUUCACCGUACUACCACAUGCGACACCGAUCUUACUACACGUCUGUAUGCUGAUGAAGCUCCCUGCCUCGGCGAUUCUCCAUCAUUACAUGAUCAAAAAGCAGCAAAACAUACACGCUUGGAUAUCACUAGCUCUACUUUGUGUAGGGUUGAUUAUUUUUAGUGUCCCUUCGAAACCACAAAACAACUCCGAAAGCACCUCUGUGCGCUGGUAUUUUGCUCCUACUUCGGGUCUGGUGAUUGCAUGUAUAUCUGCACUUGCAAGCAUCAACACCGAGAAAUUGACCAAAAUUGGAGACUUUUGGGCCUCCCAGCUUUGUCUCUAUGCCUUUGGGCUUUUGUUUUCAAUUGUCGCAUACCCACUAGUAUUCGUCUUGAACCCAGCAACAUCUUCCACAACACCAAACGAGGACUUCUUACCAGCGCUGGGAGUGUUGGUUAUCGUGACCGCACUCACAGGGCUCAUAGUUGCUGCUGUUCUACGAGCGAAGGACAACAUACUGAAAAUUAUCGGGAUUGCUACGUCGCUAAUAACAAUCGCAAUCAGUCAAUAUUUGUUUCUGCCCGAACUUCGACCGUCCAUGGUAACGGUGUGGAAGAUCUGCGGAGGGGGAGUUGUCUGUUUGACUACAUGGACCUAUAGUUACUAUAGCAAAGAACACUGGCAGCAUCCGACGGCAAGAUAUCUGCCCAUAGUCAAUGAGAGGCACGAGGAACACACAACAAGCGAGGAGUCUUUAGGCCGCGAUAUGUCCGAAAAAUCGGCAUCAGUUGGGUUCUUCGUCCCUGACGCAACGAAGGUUUUUGCGUGCACGCUUAUUAUUAUAUUUUUCACGGUAGAAAUAAAAUAUAGAAAUAUUUAA
This is a messenger RNA of Mollisia scopiformis, 1110 nucleotides long. RefSeq lists its product as uncharacterized. The record is from RefSeq and is a predicted model, not a curated record. The transcript is spliced from 2 exons. The annotation marks the transcript as partial. NCBI's taxonomy places the organism in Eukaryota, Fungi, Ascomycota, Leotiomycetes, Helotiales, Mollisiaceae. Gene Ontology annotation, cellular component: Golgi membrane. Gene Ontology annotation, biological process: pyrimidine nucleotide-sugar transmembrane transport. Gene Ontology annotation, molecular function: UDP-galactose transmembrane transporter activity.